Molecule: messenger RNA, 1464 nt
Organism: Ruditapes philippinarum (Manila clam)
Lineage: Eukaryota; Metazoa; Mollusca; Bivalvia; Venerida; Veneridae
Product: M-phase inducer phosphatase 1-B-like
Exons: 5
Coding region: 346-1248 (300 amino acids)
Biological process (GO): positive regulation of G2/M transition of mitotic cell cycle; positive regulation of G2/MI transition of meiotic cell cycle; G2/M transition of mitotic cell cycle
Cellular component (GO): cytoplasm; nucleus
Molecular function (GO): protein tyrosine phosphatase activity
Source: RefSeq, a predicted model, not a curated record
UGUAAUAAAAAUAUUUACUUUAAGAUAUAAAUCAGACAAGAUUUUUUUUACCAAAUACCUUUAAUCGAUAUUUGAUCUAAUGAGAAGUUCGUGAACUAUCAGAAACAAUAUUGAUCUGUAAUCAUCGCUAAUUAUCAUAACAAUAGAUACUAAUAAUAAUUUGAUGGCGAGUUAAUUAUGCCGCUGUGAUGUUUUUAACACCGGUCGGGGCGAUGACGGCGGCGACUUUACUAGCUCAAUGUUAUCAAAACCAAUCAAACAAUCUCGUCACAGUUUGCUAAUUCAAUGAGCUGUUUUCAAAAUUUCUUUAGGCAAAAUUUUUCAAAUGGUAUAUAAAGAAAAAAUAUGGAAUUUUUCAUCAUUCAACUUCUGAUCUUAUAUAUUUACAUUCACAAACAGAAAGAAAUAAUAUCAACAAUGCCUCCGCUACCUUCAGAUUUUACUGACGUAACUUUGGCAAGAAACACAAGAACGAGGUUAGAUUUUGGAAUAACUGGAAAUGAUGUGAAAGGACCUGUUAAACGCCAAGCGGAAAGUCUCGAUUUAACUCCUACAAUGAAGAGAAAACGAUUUCAAUGCUUCACAUCAACACCCAAACCAGAAGUGACAACUUUUAGCCCAAUAUCCAGCAUCAUACAAGCUGUUGAUAAGCUGUCUACAGAAUCUGACCUUAUUGCAGACGGAUCACGUGUCAAUAUUCUACCCACAAUUCCAGGAAAGCAUAGCGAUCUUAGCGCCAUCUCACCGGAAACGAUGUCUGACGUCCUGGACGGCGUCUACGACAGCAGUGUUGACAAAGUAACGGUUAUAGAUUGUAGAUAUCCGUAUGAAUUCGGAGGCGGUCAUAUUAAGGGAGCUGUCAAUUUAUUUACUAAAGAAUCGAUAAAACAAUUCAUCCAAGAAACAGUGACGUCACCAACAAACAAUCAUGUUCUCAUUUUCCACUGCGAAUUUUCUUCUGAAAGAGGACCAAAAAUGUAUCGCCACUUAAGGGCUCUAGAUCGAGAUUUGAACAAAGACAACUACCCUCGACUCAACUUUCCCGAGAUUUAUCUCUUAGAAGGAGGUUAUAAAGCUUUCUUCAACACAAACAAGGAACAAUGUUUCCCACAGACUUACAAACCAAUGUUGCACAAGGAACACAGAGACGACUUGCGUCACUUCCGGGUAAAAUCAAAGUCAUGGUCAGCAGGCGACAGACCACGCAAAACGUCAGAUAUUGGCAAGGGACUUCGGCUAAGAUUUUGAUUUGAUAUAGGAUGACUGUGUUCCAUUUAAUAUCAACAAACUGUGCUUGAAUGUCAAAAUCUGAUACUUUCGUUUGAAAUGAAGAAAUUUUUAUGUUAUUUCGAACAAACAUCAGACUGUGAUUUGAAUAACAACUGUGAUAGACAUAUUUCUUUCUUUUUUACACUACAUCUUGCUUUUUCUGUCUGUCUUUUUUGGAGUUGUCGAGGUAUUCAU